UCCCUCUCUCCUCUCUCUCUCUGGCCUGUGCUGUGCUGCCAAGCUCCAUCAGGAUGCCGUCAUACUCAGCCCACACAAUGGCUCUGUUCAUCUCCUGAGGGCUUUGGACCGGGCUGUCGUGCCGCUGGACCGCUAGCCACCCGCCCGCCUAAAGGGAGGAGGGAGGAAGAGGAGGAGGAGGGAGGAAGAGGAGGAGGAGGGGCUGUGAGAAAAGAUAUAGAAGGUGUUGUCAUGUCGCAACCUCCCGUGGGAGUGGGAGCCUGUACUGGAGCUGAGACUGGAGGGACUGGGAUUGGACCUGGGGUUGGGAUUGGACCCCGAGCUGGGACUGGAGGGACUGGUUUUGGGACUGCAGCCGGACCUGGAGGGACUGGAGGGAUUGGGAUUGGACGUGGGGUUGGGAAUGGACCCCGAGCUGAGACUAGAGUCAAAGGUUCAGGGCCUGUAUCAGGCCCGGCAUCCGAGGACCAGACAGGGCUCGGUGCGUCCCAUCGGGGCCGAGGGACUGGUCGCCCUGCUGGAGAGGGGUCUGGACAGCGUGUUGUUGAUUGACAGCCGGCCCUUCGUAGAAUAUAACUCCUCCCACAUCCUGGAGGCGGUCAAUGUGAACUGCUCUAAGCUGAUGAAGAGACGGCUGCAGCAGGACAAGGUCCAGAUCAACGAACUGCUGCAGCACUCGGCCAAGAAGAAGUUGGAGCUCGUGGGCAUUCAGGAGGUGGUGGUGUAUGACCAGAGUUCAUCUGACCCCUUGACCUUUCUCUCGGAGGCCUUCCUUACCGUCCUAUUGGCCAAGCUGGAGAAGAGCUUCCCCUCCGUACACCUGCUCUCAGGUGGUUUCACAGAGUUUUCCCAGCUGUUUCCAGGUCUGUGUGAAGGUAAGGCUCUUCUGGCCACAUCCUGCCUGGUCCCGACCUGCCUCUCUCAGCCCUGCCUGCCCCUCAACACCUCUGGUCCAACACGCAUCCUGCCUCACCUUUACCUGGGCUGUCAGAGAGACGUUCUCAACAAGGAAGUGAUGCAGCGGAAUGAGAUAGCGUACGUCCUGAAUGCCAGUAACACAUGUCCCAAACCAGACUACAUCCCAGAGUCUCACUUCCUGCGAGUUCCUGUCAACGACAGCUUCUGUGAGAAGAUCCUCCCCUGGUUCGACAGAUCUGUGGAGUUCAUAGAGAAGGCCAAAGCCUCCAACGCCUGUGUGCUGGUCCACUGUCUGGCUGGCAUCUCCCGCUCGGCAACCAUCGCUAUCGCUUACAUCAUGACGAGGAUGGACAUGUCACUAGACGAAGCUUACAGGUUCGUGAAGGAGAAGAGGCCCACCAUCUCUCCAAACUUCAACUUCCUGGGUCAGCUGUUGGACUUUGAGAAGAAGAUCAAGACUCCUGGAAGGUCGGAGAUCAGAGAGACCGUCGGAGUCAAACCCUGUCCCUUCCUCCUCCACCACCCCCUGCUAGAUCAGGACCCCUCUAACCCUACUACCCCCAGCCUCCCAGACCCUGCCCUAGCCCUGCUGGAGCCCCUGACCCUGCCGUGUGUCUUGGCCCCCUGGCCUCCAGAAGAGAGGCUCCUCGCCCAGGCUCUCCAGGGGCUCCAAGGCCUCCAGCUGAACCAGGGAGCGGAGGACAACGCCGCCCAGCUGAAAAGGUCCUUCUCUCUGGACAUCAAGUCGUACAGGGAGCCAGGAGGCCGCGGCGGCGCCCCCGUGAGGCCGUACCCCAACCCUACGUCCCACCCCGGAGCCCAGGAGUAUUAUAAUCCAUCCGUGAGCUUCAAGGAGCCUGCUGGGAAACCGUGUCACUUCUCUCCUGUGAAGGAGAUGUCAGAGCAGUCUACACCUGAGCCGAGCCCUGACGAGGAGCGGGACGACGGCCUCGCGGACCCUGCUGCUACGUCUGUUGUUCCCACUGCUACUCCUGUAGUCUCCACCACAACCAUCACCUCCUCUUCCUCCUCCCUUCCCGGCACCACUACCAGUACUACCACCUCCAACCAGCCCAGCGUGAAGCAACCCGGCCAGGCUAAGCCCCUCUCCUGUUCCCAGCAGCUCCAGCGUAGUGGCAGUAUGGAGGAGAGCUCUAACCCUACCCUUAACCACACCCCUCACACCACCGGCUUCCUGUUCGGCCUAUCACGUUCCCAGCAGCACCUGUCCAAGCCCGCCCCUAACCUAGGCUCCGCCCUGAAGGGCUGGCACUCUGACAUCCUAUUGGGUCCCGUCACCGUGUCGUCGGGUGGAUGGUACCUCUCCGAGUCGUCGCACCGCUUCUACUCCACCUCCGCCAUCUUAGGAAGCGGGGCUAACAUUCUAGGGGGUGGCGGCGCGGCGGCGUACAGCGUGAGCCAGGGGUUGGAGGAGGUGCGGCGGCGCGGGAGGCAGAGGAGCGGCGACCACGGGGACUCGCGGAGGAGCUGGCACGAGGAGAGCACCUUGGAGAAGCAGCUGAAGAGACGGAGCUGUCAGAUGGAAAUCGGAGACAGGAUGAGAGGAGGAGGAGGAGGAGGAGGAGGAAGAGGAGGAGGAGAGACUAGCUCCAGGGAGGAGAUAGGGAGUCACAGCAGCUUCUCGGGAAGCAUGGAGGUCAUACAGGUGUCCUGAGAGAGGACAUUUCAACAUGGCCUCCGGUCCAACCGUUACGGAAUCAUUGAUUUGAAAUGGAGACGUCCGUUCUAGGGAGUUUUAACAUCCUCAGAUCAGACCAGUCCCAUGUUCAGGGGAAAGACUUGUUCUGGACCCGUCUUAUUAUCCCACUAGGGACUUGAACCUUGAACUGAUCUAGCGGCCCUGUGUACUCGUGUCGCGACAGUUGGCAUUAAUGUAGUUUGAACUUUGACCUGGAAGCAGAAAGCAGCUGUGUGAUGAUGAUGAUGAUGAUGAAUGUGAUGAAGAGGUGAACUCUGAGAGGAUUGAGACGAACUUGAGUUUUUUGUUUGAAUGAGUGUUAAUCGUUUUUCAUUUAUUUCUGAAUGUUGAUAAUCGUUGUCAACAGCAGUAGAUGUCUGCCAGAUGUUGGAUACAUGGAGCUUUUAUGAAGCCUUAUGAAGUCUUUAUGAAGCCUUAAAGAAGUCUUUAUGAAGCCUUAUGAAGUCUUUAUGAAGCCUUAAGAAGUCUUUAUGAAGCCUUAAAGAAGUCUUUAUGAA
Molecule: messenger RNA, 3135 nt
Organism: Salmo salar (Atlantic salmon)
Lineage: Eukaryota; Metazoa; Chordata; Actinopteri; Salmoniformes; Salmonidae
Source: RefSeq, a predicted model, not a curated record